Micropterus dolomieu (smallmouth bass) is the source of this 3444-nucleotide messenger RNA. It is a transcript of the gene ccdc3b, whose product is annotated as coiled-coil domain containing 3b. NCBI's taxonomy places the organism in Eukaryota, Metazoa, Chordata, Actinopteri, Centrarchiformes, Centrarchidae. The coding region runs from base 363 to 1193 and encodes 276 amino acids. Gene Ontology annotation, cellular component: extracellular region. Gene Ontology annotation, biological process: negative regulation of gene expression. The transcript has 3 exons. The record is from RefSeq and is a predicted model, not a curated record.
AAGAAGUUUUUACACGCAGGUCUGAAUGCACACUCCUUAUUUGCUCCCUCUUAUUGUGAGAGGCAAAGUUUGCAGGGGAUGCUGGUCUGAAUUGAUACUGAGUCUCUGAUCGCAGGUAUCGCGGCUGGAGGAGGGAGCAGAGAGCAGAGUUAGUGUCCGGGGCUGUUGUUCUGUUGUAGGGCUAGAAAACCUUUGUUUAAAUUGAUUUCCUGUGAACACCACUUAAGUCAGCGCUGGUGGAAGUAUGUGCGUGGUGUGAGAGCCCUGCAAUUUUUUUUUCUUCUUUGUGAUUUCCUCCAUCAGCAGCAUCGCUCGCCUCAGUGCGCCUCACUCACCCACAGUCGUCUCCUCUCUGUCGGAUCAUGUGGAUUAUUUUGGCGUUUAUUCUGGCAGCGGCCGGUCCUGAUGGCAGCUGUUGGGGAUGUCAGCUGCCCCACGACUGGAGACCGCAGACUGAAGCGUGCCGUGCCGAGCUGGCGCAGAUCAUAGUCUUUGCCAAGGUGUUGGCCCUGCACGAGGAGUCUUACAGCGUGUAUAACUACCUGCAGUGGGAGCCCGGCGCCAACCUGUUCUUCUCCGCCGAGAUCGAGCUGCUGUGCGAUCAGGCGUGGGGCAGCAUGCUGGAGGUCCCCGCCGGCUCCAGGUUUAAUGUCACUGGCCUGGGCUACUUCCCCUGCUUCUCCUACAGUGUCACCAAAAACAACAACUACUACUUCUUUCUAAGGAUGGAUGAGAACUACAAUCUCGUCCCUCAUGGAGUGAACUUUCAGGACCCCAUCUUCCCGGACACUGCAGAGAUCCACCGCAUGUUCGCCAGCCUUUUCCAGUUUUCCAACUGCACGCCUGGCACUCAGGUCCACAGCUACUCGCCAGAGUGGGAGGCUCAGGAGGACAGCCGGUUGUUGUGCUCCGCAGUGCAGAAGGCUCUGUUUGAGGAGGAGGAGAGGGUCAGGACUCUCUCCCAGCAGGUGCGUUCCCUGGAGAAAGCCAACGACCACCUGAGGGAAAAGGUGAAGACCAUAAAACGUCAGCUACGCCAGGCCCAACGAGAAACUACCAAGGAGCAACAGACACUGAGCCUCAAACAGCUCUACGAGUCGAAGACACCUCGAACUCACCCCGAUCAGGACACUACCAGGGACCAGAGGAACGCGCCGCUUAAAAAGGUCCUCUCCAAGAGGCUAAAAAAAUAGUUUUUUAGAGUGUUUUCUUUAGUUGUGUGUAAACCAAAUGUUUGCUCCCUAUGAAACAUCAAGAACAGAGCAAACCGAAAGGAUUGUGUGUGAAAAGCUGGGGGAAGAGACAGCAACAGCAGCAUCUUUUGACAGAAGCGAUCAAUUUAGAGCAAAAGAAUGGACUUUAAAUGUAACUUCAUUUUGUUCUCUGUCUUACACUUAAUUAAAGGGGCUAUUUGUAGUUUUCAGGGGCCACGAGCGGUGCGGUUUUUAAACUGCAACUAGGUGUGUGCUGGUGUGCACGCUCAAACUCAUGAGCAAGCAGAAUCCGAUACACACAGACUGACACAUUGGAAGACAGCUUCACACACCAUGCUGGAAACUCAAGUAAACUCCCACUUCAACGUUACAGUAAUAUUUUAUCGGCUUGACGUUGAUCUAAUCCAUGCACGUUAGCUCUAUUGCCAAUAACUAUUUGUGUGUCUUUCACCGAAGGCUCAGCAGUGUGAUCACAGCUAAAUAUAUUGGAUAACGAAAACUGUUAGUGAGCUAGACUGAAUACUAUAAAUGAGAUUGUUGCCACACAUUAUAUUCGGUUGACCGCAGUAACUUUACUGUAUUGAAUGGGUCUUCCACUCUGUUAUUGUCCUGCACUUUUAUGUUGCAUUAUUUUAUAUUACGUGGGUCACGUAGGUCACAGUGACAGAGACAGGUGAAGAAGCUGUGUACCUAAGUAUCUGUAAAAUGACAAUAAAUCUAAAUUGAAUGUUAUGAAGCAAACAUCAGCAGAUCCGUGCUAACGUUAGCUGGCUGCCCCUGCCUUGCAUCACUGUAGGCUAGCAUAAACAAAUCGCUCCACAUUUGCUUUGUACCGUUACAUCCUUUCUUGCAGGUUGGUGGUGCAUAGGAUAGUAAUAUGUUUCGCGUUAGUUGGUGAAGUAAGUUAUUUGGUACUGGUUAACAUUAGAAACUGCUCUGCGUUAGCUGGCAAGAUAUCAUUAUAUAACUUCAGCCAACUAAAGCACAAAAUCAAAAUAUGUUUCACAUGCUUUGCAGUAAUGUUAGUUUAUCUAUCCAAUAGGAUGAAAGCCAACUCUGGGUCGGUUUGUCUGAUCCAAACAAAGUUGAGGUCUCCCGGUGACUCAAGCUUUUCAUAUGUUGACUGUGUUUUCACCCGACGUCAAUCUGAUUCUCGUUUGGCCUGACGUGCUUCAGCACAUAAAACUGUUUUGAUGAUUUUUUAUCCUUACGUGAAGUUUGUGUUGGAGUCUGUGUCUCCGUGCCAUUGAGACUGUCAACUACAAAGACACCAUUCAUGCCUAUUUACAUCCUUAUCCGUAUACUUCUAGAAACCGAGUGUGUAUAGGGAGGGGAGGGCUUUCACUUGACCUAUUUUGUGUCCCUGGAUGAACUAAAGUGGCGGAUUAGCUGCCUCUGGGAUAAAGGAUUUAAAUGGUUUCACAGGAGUAGAUUCUCCUUACCUCUUAUUUUACCAGUAUAAUCACUCUCUCAGAACAAUUGUCGCCGUUGCCUGUCUCAACCCCCACUUUUAAUCUUUGUCUGGCAGCAUAAAACAUUUCACAAACAUUGAACAGUGCACAACAAUAUGUGGACAAUGGUGAAGCAUUGAAAAUUGAAUAUCUUGCUUUUUUCUGUGCUGGACACAUUAUGCUUUGUAUAAAUAUUAUAAUUAAUUAUGUCAUCAAAAUGCUCCAAACCAAGCCCACAUUUGGACAAGGAAAUAUGAACAUGACACAAAUGACCAGUUAUUAAUACAAUGAGUGCAAUAAAGUAUGCAGUAUACAAGUUGUGAGCAUUCAAAAUCUUGUGUGGAAACACACAAAGCUCCAUUUGAGCUUAUCGUUACAGAGGAUCAGCUGUGCCAAAGUUUAAAAGAUGCAAGACCUCACGUUAUGUCACAUCACUCUUUUCUACCUUUGCCUGCUUUUCAUUUAGUUGUUUGUAUUUAUACCCAAGAAGCGAUCCCAAAGUGUAGUGAUUCUUUAAAUUAAGUGAAUUGUUUCCCAAGAUCGCAUUUUUUCAAGUUGUUCUGAACGAAAGUGUAAAUUUUGUAUUUGAAGACAGGGUGCUGAGCAUUCAUGAAGACCAGCCAGGGAGCCUGGCGUGGUACAGGAUUGGCCUUUUCUGUGUCAGAAAUUAAAGUUUACUUUCUGUAUUUGCUUUACUUAUUGUUUUUUUUCUCUGAACUAUAAACAUCUGGUUUGCUUUGCCAAUAGCAUAAUCAUUUGUGUAACAAUUAUUGUUUGUU